AUGCAGCAUAUUGAAAUGGAGUUGCUCAYUGGGCACACGUGGGAUGGCAUACCUGUGAGCCAUGAGCCUGUGACUGUGCGACUGAAGCCACAUGAGGCAGGGCUGCUAAUGGAAGUCAGUGCUCCCUUCUUUAAUGAUCCUCCAGCACCACUUGGAGAGCCAGGGAAGCCCUUCAGUAACCUCUGGGACUAUGAGGUUGUAGAAGCAUUUUUCUUGAGUGAUGGAGCUGAACAGUAUCUAGAAGUUGAACUUUGUCCUCAUGGACAACACUUGUUGCUGCUUCUUUCUGGUAGAAGAAGAGUAUGGAAAGAAAAUCUUCCUUUAGAAUUUGAGGUGAUCAGAAUGGAAGACAAAUGGGAAGGUAAAGCUUGUCUGCCUUGGAGUUAUUUUCCACCAUGCACCAACAAGUUUAAUGCAUUUGCAAUUCAUGGCUCGGGAGUAGAGAGAAAAUAUGAAGCACUUCAUCCUGUGCCUCGACAUGAACUGCAUGAAGGACAGAAACCAGACUUCCAUYGUCUGGAGUUUUUCAAAGAAUUAAACCUGAAUGCACUAAUGGGAGAAGAUUGGAAGCAGCCUGAAUCCACUAUAUGGAAAUGUCUCACUGACUAGCAAAGCGGAAUAAGGCCUGCACUUUUGAUAGGAUUAAGGUUGGAUCAAGCUGUGUGGAAACUCUCUUGAUUUUAGAGUUUAAAUAUGAUUUGUAAAUAUGAUUAGUAAAGCUCUGUCUUCCAAAGCACUAAUUGCCCUUACAGUGAACUAAAGUAUUGGGACCAGUUAUUUAGAAAUGUAUGAAGUAUGAAACUGUCCCUGUUUACACGCAUGUAUGGAGCUUUGUCUGCAUCCCWACUGAUGAACCUGCUAUUACCAACUAAUAGAAACUGUGCCAAAAUUAGAACGGUUUUCAUGAGACCUCAUCUUGACAAAGCAAAUGUCUGUCUUGGAAUCUUCAUCAAUCUCCUUUAGUUGCUGUUUCUGCUACUGUUUUCCCUGCUACUUAUUUUUUGGCUGUUGAAUGUGAUUCUUGUUUGUCUAAAUCACUUUUGUUUAGYGUCAUCUAGUAUAAUCUCCUUCUGUAGGAGAUGAGAACACCAUUUUCAUACCUUUUUCUGGCUCAGAUCUCUCAUUGCAAGCUGUUCUGGUGGUCGGACCCUUUCCCAGACUUAAAGUUUUCUUUUGCACAGUGCUAAAGAGKCAUCUCAGUCUGGCUGUUGGCUUAUUAGAAGCCUUAUGUGCUUCUAAGUCAAUGUAGAAUUUUAAGUGAUGUUUAAGUAUAAAGGCUAAGUUUACAAAGUUUUAUGCACUUGAGGCAGAGCUUUUGGGAGAAGUAUUACUUAGAUUCUGUGGUAUAAUUGUCCAAUAAAAAUGUUUCAAGGUUUUUAUCAUAUCAUGGUAAGUACUCAGCUUGGAUAUUAGAAGCCAGAAACUAACAAUUUCUAUUGAAUUGCCACUAGACAAUGGGAACCCAAAUGAAUGGUAGGUGCCUGCAUUUCAAUGCUUUGUUGUGAAUAUUAUAGUGCUAAAAGUCUGUUAGACUUGCACAAUGGUAAUAUGUAAUGGCUAAACUCUUGCAGGAUUUACAAAUGAGAUAUUCCCCUCAAGACUUGAGCUUGUGUUUAGCAGAAUGUGUUUUGUUCAUGAUGGCAAAUGGGAUCCUAGGGUAGCUUAGUAAAUGGAGAGCUUGCCUAAUAACCAGAUGGUUCAUGUAAGUGGUAACAUAAAAUGGAAUUUACUUGUUAAAUUUAGUGUGGGAUUCUGAUCAAGAUAUGAUCAAUCUUUCUUAUUAGGAAGAGGGCUUUCUGCAUCCUGUUCAAGUGUCAUGAUCAUAGAACUGUUUUGAAAAAUGGACUCUGGGCCUUGUCCAAAUGUUAUGAAUUCAAAAGAUUCAGGUGCUCUGUAGCCUGCUACAAUGUGCAACCUUGUUUGCUGUGGAAACUUUUCUUACUUGUACUUUGU
Nothoprocta perdicaria is the source of this 1953-nucleotide messenger RNA. It is a transcript of the gene CUNH4orf33, whose product is annotated as chromosome unknown C4orf33 homolog. The coding region runs from base 1 to 609 and encodes 202 amino acids. The record is from RefSeq and is a predicted model, not a curated record. The transcript is spliced from 5 exons. NCBI's taxonomy places the organism in Eukaryota, Metazoa, Chordata, Aves, Tinamiformes, Tinamidae.